AUGAACGUCCGACAGCUGAAAGCACGUCCAGCGGGCCCAGCGGCCUCGGGCAUUGAGAGUGGUGGUUUCCUAGACGAUUACCGGGCUUUCACCGAGACGGACACGUUUGGUGCUCCGAGCUUGACAACCCUGGCGCAGAUGAAACGCGAGCGACCGCAGCGGGUGCAGUCAGUGCCGCUGCCGCCGGGGGAGAGUCCACAGAUCGAAUCUGAAGCCAAUGAUGCGGUGAAGUCAGCAAACCUCUCCUGCCUUGGCAGUGAAGUCACUCCUAGUCCUUACAACAAGUUUUCAGCACCCUACGGCUGCUGGUUAACCAAGUCGGCUAGCUCUGCACGACGCCGAUCUAUCAGUAAAGGAGAGGCCUUUGCCAUGUCCAAGACGCAGGCGUUGCCUGAAACCCCGCAAUGUUGGCUCGGAGUGCUAAAUCCCAUGGGACACUUCCGAAAUCUGUGGGACUUCGUCGGAAUCAUUUUGCUGGCCAUGGACACCAUCUUCCUGCCUGUGCAGUUUGUCACUGAUGACUUUUUUGAGAUGUUUCCAGCUCUGAAAAUCAAAUCUCAAAUCGCUGUAUUCUACUGGUUCUUUGACAUGUUGUUGUCCUUUCUGACUGGAUAUUUGGACAAGGGACAGCUGAUCGAUGACCAUCGUGCCAUUGCGAAACGCUACCUGAAGUCGUGGUUCAUACCUGACAUUGUGGUCACCAUCAUUGACGUUAUUUUGAUGUUCGAUGACGCCCGUGCCAGUGCGCAGAGUGCGGGCACACGCGUCCUGCGACUUCUGCGCCUCUGCCGAGUCGUACGCCUCGGAAAACUCACGCGGGCCGCGGCGUUCUUGCGGGACAAGUUUGAAUCAGACGUUGCCUAUACUCAGUUCACCCUGGUCAUUGCCAUGGUCACGAUGCUUCUGUUGGAGCAUGUCAUCGCUUGCGGAUGGUUUGGUUUAGGCUCCAUGAGCUCCGAAAGCGUGACCUGGAUCUCAGCAGCCAAGCAAGAAGGCGCCUCGUUCACUUUGCUGUACACCACCAGUCUGCGAUGGGCCUUAUCUCAGUUGGGCAUUGGUGGCACGCAGAUUGAAGCAGUGAACUCUACGGAAGGCGUCUAUACGGCGUUGGUGGCCCUUGUCUCCUUGCUGACCUUUUCCACAGUGAUCAGUUUCAUGACGUCCUUGAUUGGCACGUUGCAACACAAGAGGAUGGAAGAGACGCAACAGUUUGGACUAUUGAGACGCUUCCUGCGCACCAACAAAAUCCCAGAGGAAUUGCGUCAGCGCGUCACACGCUUCCUUCACCAUGCUUAUUUACAGAGGGGCUCAAACUCGGAGGAGCCGUACAUUCUCGACCUCCUCUCCGAAUCUUUACAAGCGGAACUGCAACUUGCGAGGUAUAACGAAGGUUUGGCCAGCCUGCCCUUCUUUGCGAAACUCUUCCGGAAUAAAUUCCUGAGUCUUCAAGAAGAGCAGGUGAUGCAGACUAUUGCUAACAAGGCUAUGACCGUUUUGGAGACAGCUGAAGACGACGUGAUUUUUUGCCACGGAAAUUUGGCCGCUGCUGCGUAUUAUGCCCUGGAUGACUGCAGCAUGCUCUAUUUACAGCCCAAUGUGGCAGUGGUCAAACCCGGAUGCCGUGAAUGGAUUUCAGAGAUGUGCCUGUGGACUGAGUGGCUGCACUUGGGAGAUCUCAUCACAUCGAGUUUUAGCAAGUUCAUUGUGAUCAAAGCCCAAGAGUUCUGUGAAAUCGUGUCCAAAGCAGGUCCCUGUCAAGUCCAGGGUCAUUACUAUGCCUUGGAAUAUGUGGAGGCAUUGAAUGAGGUCCAAGACGCAUCAGAUUUGUGGCAGAGGCCUGUGAAGGAACUGGGUCCUGCCCAAGCGGUUGCUGACAUGGAACACAUUUUUGGAUGGCCUGGAGCCACGAAGGUUAUGCCGUCGCCACCAUGA
Cladocopium goreaui is the source of this 1932-nucleotide messenger RNA. NCBI's taxonomy places the organism in Eukaryota, Dinophyceae, Suessiales, Symbiodiniaceae. The record is from the annotation of a GenBank genome assembly.